AUGCGAUUAGAGGUUCCAACGUCUGAUUUAUUUGAUAUCAAAGCCCGCCAGGUAUUUACCGGCCGCUCUUGGGAGCUAGAGGAGCUACUUGGAGAGAUGGGGGUCCCUAAGACAGCUGGGAUUGCAACCCUUUAUGUUUUUUCGCGGAAAAGGUCCGCGAAGAGGAGCAAAGAGAGCAAUAAGAGAAGUAGUGACUCUGUCAUCGGUUGGGCUCCUUGCAGGAACCAAGGGAAUUCCACAAUGCAAAGACUUCUUUGCUUAGGUUCUCAAGCUCCGCAUUAUCCUACUGAUAUUACGAUAUUCAUCUCCUCAACCCCGAAAUCCCCACAGCUUGCGAAUCCUCAACGAGUUCUGCCCAGCUUCAAGCAUCUCCUGAAAGCUAAAAUACGUUUCAACACCCGAGCUGAGUCAUCGGAAAGGGAGGCCCAAGAUCCUCGAAAGCGUAGGCGAGCUCGGAAGCGCUUCCUUGCCAUGUCUCACCGCCAUCGGCAUGCCGAUUGGUCUCUCCACCUCACACCUGAACAAAAGGGCCGAUGUUGUUGGGGUAACGGAAGUUUCAAUGAGGAUGUCGUAUUCGGCAGUUGCAAGUGGUUCAGCCCAAGCACACCACGUAAACUUGUGUGGCGUCUGUGCAUUCUUUUGGGCGUGUUUGAGAAACCAACUCCGAUAAUUAGCCUUUUUGUUCUGCUGUAUUUCGGCGUGCUUUCCUCCAACUACAAUUUCUCUUCAGCUAAGGAACGGCAUAGAUUAGAAAGCAUUAUUGCCUCCUCUCCCACCCACCCAUCCACCCAUCCAUCCCAUCAACGAUGUGAAGCCUUCCUCUCUGCCACCCAGGAUCUCAAUCCUUCCCGCCCCGUUCCGUGCUCCACUUUACAGGAAGCCAGUACGGAUUCGAUGCGAGGUUUUAGCCACCGGGAUAUUGGGGGCUUGGGAUUGAUUGGAGGCUCUUUUUACAAUUUGGACCGGGAUGAAGAUCCGAAACGGGAGGAAUUUAGGGGGUUGAGGCAAAUUGAUAGAGCGAGAUUAGUGGAAGGGACUCGUGUUAGCUAUGAGAUGAAUAACCCAAUGCGUGUUACCUCGACUUCCCAUCUCCAUCUUCAUUCAAGUGUCAAAGCAGGCAAUCGAUUCGAUUUAGGAGUGAGCCUAAAAGCUCAAUCAUGA
Messenger RNA from Lindgomyces ingoldianus, 1161 nucleotides. RefSeq lists its product as uncharacterized. The transcript is spliced from 13 exons. Lineage: Eukaryota; Fungi; Ascomycota; Dothideomycetes; Pleosporales; Lindgomycetaceae. The coding region runs from base 1 to 1161 and encodes 386 amino acids. The record is from RefSeq and is a predicted model, not a curated record.